Trypanosoma brucei brucei TREU927 is the source of this 2022-nucleotide messenger RNA. Its product is annotated as acetyl-CoA synthetase, putative. Lineage: Eukaryota; Euglenozoa; Kinetoplastea; Trypanosomatida; Trypanosomatidae. The transcript has a single exon. Gene Ontology annotation, molecular function: acetyl-CoA synthetase activity; AMP binding. The record is from RefSeq and is a predicted model, not a curated record. Bases 1 to 2022 code for a protein of 673 amino acids.
AUGCGUGACACAGGUCGCUGCAGCGGCCAUAAUGAUGACGUAGUAGACCCCGUAACAAGCAACGGUGCUAUGUCGCAUGUCGGCCCUGAUCUUGCACACCGUCAGGCACUUUACGAGGAGUCGGUUCGUGACCCCGUGGCCUUCUGGGAACAGGCCGCCGCUGACUUCCAUUGGGAAAGAACUUGGCCCAAGGACAAAUCGCCCCUGGAGUACAAUUUCCACAAAAGCAAUGGCAGCAUUUUCGUCAAAUGGUUCGACGGGGCAGAGUCGAACAUGUGCUACAACGCUCUCGACCGGCAUCUACCGAAACAUAAGGACCGCGUGUGCUACCACUGGGAAGGUAAUGAUGAGGGAGAGAGUCGCGAUGUGACGUACGGUGAGAUGUUCGAGGAAGUCGUGCGUAUCGCCGCAGUGCUGAAGCACCGCUACAAUGUCAAGAAGGGCGACGUGGUCACCAUAUAUCUACCGAUGAUACCCUUCGCCGCGCAGGUGAUGCUCGCAGUGGCACGCCUCGGCGCCGUCACCUCAGUCGUGUUCGCUGGCUUUUCGUCGCAGGCUGUUGCGAGCCGCCUGACAGACGCGAGGAGUAAACUCAUCAUCACUGCGGACAGCUUCUGGCGUGGCACCAAAACACUCCUACUGAAAGAGCUCAGUGACGCCGCGCUCGCCAUUUGUGAGGCAGAGGGCCACAACGUCCAGUGCCUCGUGUACGAUCGGUCCAAACGGGAAAAUGUUCCCAUGACAGAGGGCCGCGAUGCGUGGUACAGCGACGUUGUAGAGACCCUCACGGCAAGUGAGCUCGCGGAUUGCCCCAUUGUAUGGAUUGGGGCGGAGGAUCCGCUUUUCCUCUUGUACACCUCUGGCAGCACUGGUAAACCCAAGGCAAUCUUGCAUACGCUGGGAGGUUACAUGGUGUACGCCGGAGUCACCUUUAAGUACAGCUUUGACUACCACGAAAGUGAUGUGUCGUUUUGUACAGCAGAUAUCGGGUGGAUCACUGGCCACUCGUACGCACUGUAUGGUCCGAUGCUGAAUGCCGCCACAUCGGUACUGUUUGAGGGCAUGCCAACGCACCCAACUCCGUCCCGCUGGUGGGAUUUGGUAGACAAGUACCGCGUUACGAUCUUCUACACGGCUCCAACGGCUAUACGGGCACUCAUGCAGUGCGGUGAUGAACAUCUGCAGUCCACAACGCGGGGGACGCUGCGCAUUCUUGGUAGCGUAGGGGAACCCAUCAACGCAGAGGCGUGGCAGUGGUUUUAUGAGGUGGUUGGUAAGCGCAGGGCGGACGUAAUUGACACGUGGUGGCAAACGGAGACGGGUGGCCACCUCAUUACCCCACUUCCUGGAUGCACACCAAUGAAGGCCGGAAGCGCCACCCUUCCUUUCUUUGGAAUUGUUCCGGCGUUGCUUCAUCCGACGACGAAUGCAGUUGUUGAGGGUGAAGGUGAGGGACUUCUUGCUAUGCAGACCCCCUGGCCAGGUAUCGCACGCACCAUCUUUGGUGACCACAACCGCUACGAGCAGGCAUAUUUUGCUGUGGAUGGCUUUUAUCUGACGGGUGAUGGGGCUCGUCGGGACAAGGAUGGUUACUACUGGAUUACGGGCCGCGUGGAUGACGUACUAAACGUCAGUGGUCAUCGUAUAGGAACGAGCGAGGUGGAGGAAGCGGUGAACAGCCAUCCCGAUGUCGCAGAAAGCGCUGCUGUUGGCAUCCCACAUGACGUGAAGGGUGAGUGCAUCUACGUGUUUGUUACGUUCAACAACAAUGUGACUGUGGACGCUACGUUGCUGAAAAGGGUGAGAGAAACAGUUCGCCGAGUCAUUGGUCCAUUCGCUGCCCCUGAUUACGUCCAGGCAGCGCAGUGUGGGUUACCCAAGACACGCUCGGGAAAGAUUAUGCGUCGCAUCCUUCGUAAGAUUGCGUCUGGGUUGCAUGAAGAGUUGGGUGACACCUCAACGCUCUUGGAUCCGAGUGUUGUGCAAAACCUCAUAGAAGGGAGGAAGCAAACAGUGGGGUGA